UUGGUGGUAUAUACCUGUGGUGCGUGGAUGCAACCGUCGUCGUCCACCGUCCACACCGUCUAAAGGCACAUGCUUCUCGCCGCUCUCACGGAACGAGUACGGUACGAGUACGACCAUUCUCCGGUUUACACCGCGGUGUCGCCGGUACUUUAUUGUACUCUUUGUCCGCCACGGAACUCGGUGCUUGUACUCGGCCGUCGGUCCUGGGUUAAUAGCCACCGAGAGACACCGAGGACUGUAAACGUUACACCCCACAAAACACACUACGCCCGCAUGUCCUCGUGCUGAUCGUGAGGGAAAGAGCCUCUCAGAGCUAACCGUUACAAUUAUCGGUCCCUUCCCAUUCCGCCUUCUUCUUCUUCUUCUCUUCUCCCCUCAAUCCCUCUUCUCUUCUUCAUAUCCUCAAUCCAUACAAAUACUUGGUUCCUCCCAGCCAGGUAGGACUCUGAGUGCCAUUCCUCAAUUAAUCCGCGCAUUUACAACAUAACCCGACAAGAUGGUUAAAGACUUCCCCAAGAUCAAGGCCAUUAGGACCUACGUGAUCGAUGGCGUUGGCUCCGGAGGCGAUUACCACAAUGUCGAGGGCGGCCAUUGGCUCGUCGACACCUCCAUCUCCACGCCUAUGUCGAGAUGGGAGCAAUAUCGUGCUUCGAGACUGAGCUGGGGAAUUAACGUUCUGGGCUCCUUCUGUGUGGAAAUCGAGGGAACAGAUGGCACAGUUGGCUUUGCUACUGGAUUCGGAGGCCCUCCUGCUUGCUGGCUCGUCCACCAGCACUUCGAGCGCUUCCUGAUCGGUGCUGACCCGAGAGACACAAACCACAUCUUCGAACAAAUGUACCGCGCCUCCAUGUUCUACGGCCGCAAGGGUCUUCCCGUUGCUGUCAUCUCCGUCAUUGAUUUGGCACUUUGGGAUCUCCAAGGAAAGGUUCGCAACGAGCCAGUCUACAAGCUGAUCGGUGGUGCAACCCGCGAGAAGCUCGAUUUCUACUGCACCGGCCCGGAGCCCACUGCUGCUAAGAAGAUGGGUUUCUGGGGAGCUAAGGUCCCGCUUCCAUACUGCCCAGAGGAGGGCCACGCCGGCCUCAGGAAGAACGUUGAGUUCCUCCGCAAGCACCGCGAGAGUGUUGGACCAGACUUCCCAAUCAUGGUCGACUGCUACAUGAGCUUGAACGUCCAGUACACAAUUGAGAUUGUCAAGGCCUGCUUAGACCUCAACAUUAACUGGUGGGAGGAGUGUUUGUCGCCUGAUGACACUGAUGGAUUUGCGCUCAUCAAGCGCGCCCACCCGCAAGUCAAGUUCACGACCGGAGAGCACGAGUACUCGCGCUACGGAUUCCGCAAGCUCAUCGAGGGCCGCAACCUCGAUAUCAUCCAGCCCGACGUGAUGUGGCUCGGUGGACUGACCGAGCUCCUGAAGGUCUCCGCCAUGGCCGCCGCCUACGACAUCCCUGUCGUCCCCCACGCCAGCGGCCCUUACAGUUACCACUACGUUAUCUCGCAGACCAACUGCCCCUUCCAAGAAUACCUCGCAAACUCUCCCGACGGAAAGAGCGUCCUCCCCGUCUUCGGCGACCUCUUCAUCGACGAGCCCAUCCCGAUCAACGGCUACCUCACCGCCGACCAGCUCGACAAGCCCGGCUUCGGUCUCACCCUCAACCCCGCCGCUCGCCUGAUCCCCGCACAAUACCUCCUCACCCCCAACCCGGAACGCCCACUCGGCGGCCCGCUCCAGCGCGCUCAGAUUGAGGCUGCACCUGUUGCCGCAGCUCCGGUUGUUUCACAGGAGGCUUCUGUCCCAGCAGUCACUGCGCAGGAGGCUGCCGCCGCGACGGAGAAAUCCACGCCAACGGUUGAUGGCGGGAAGGAGCAGACGAGUAUUGUAGAGGAGCUGGUGAAUGGGGUCAACGGAUUGACGACAUCUGCAUGAUUGGGGACUUUAUGAAACUACAUAUUCUUUGCUGUUUGCUCUUUUGCUUGAUUGUUUUGUUGCCUUUCAUUGGCUUCGCGGGGGGACCUCGGGGAAUAAAUUGACUUGUGUUAUUGUAUUUUUUGGCAGUAGAAGGUAGUUUAGACUUUUUUGUGCA
Pseudogymnoascus verrucosus is the source of this 2084-nucleotide messenger RNA. RefSeq lists its product as uncharacterized. Gene Ontology annotation, biological process: carbohydrate catabolic process. Gene Ontology annotation, molecular function: magnesium ion binding; L-rhamnonate dehydratase activity. Lineage: Eukaryota; Fungi; Ascomycota; Leotiomycetes; Thelebolales; Thelebolaceae. The record is from RefSeq and is a predicted model, not a curated record. Bases 497 to 1927 code for a protein of 476 amino acids. The transcript has 3 exons.